Molecule: messenger RNA, 8117 nt
Organism: Alligator mississippiensis (American alligator)
Lineage: Eukaryota; Metazoa; Chordata; Crocodylia; Alligatoridae
Gene: ANKRD44
Product: ankyrin repeat domain 44
Exons: 27
Coding region: 74-3181 (1035 amino acids)
Biological process (GO): protein localization to ciliary inversin compartment
Cellular component (GO): ciliary inversin compartment
Molecular function (GO): protein binding
Source: RefSeq, a predicted model, not a curated record
GUUCCUUUGUGUUUUACCUUGGCAGCCACCACUGGUUCAAGCAAUUUUCAGUGGUGAUCCAGAGGAGAUACGGAUGUUGAUCUACAAAACUGAGGAUGUCAAUGCUCUGGAUGCUGAGAAACGUACCCCUCUUCACGUUGCAGCUUUCCUGGGCGAUGCAGAGAUCAUCGAGCUCCUCAUUCUGUCAGGGGCUCGUGUCAAUGCCAAGGACAAUAUGUGGCUGACCCCUCUUCAUCGGGCAGUUGCUGCAAGGAGUGAAGAAGCAGUACAAGUAUUGAUUAAGCAUUCAGCUGAUGUCAAUGCUCGGGACAAGAACUGGCAGACACCAUUGCAUGUAGCAGCUGCAAACAAAGCUGUGAAGUGUGCAGAAGUAAUCAUUCCAAUGCUUAGCAGUGUAAAUGUGUCUGACAGAGGGGGACGGACAGCAUUACACCAUGCAGCUCUGAAUGGCCAUAUUGAGAUGGUAGACUUACUCUUAGCCAAAGGGGCAAACAUCAAUGCUUUUGACAAAAAGGACAGGAGAGCUCUUCACUGGGCAGCUUAUAUGGGUCACCUGGAAGUUGUUGCCUUACUGAUUAACCAUGGUGCAGAGGUGACUUGUAAGGACAAGAAGGGUUACACUCCACUGCAUGCUGCUGCAUCCAAUGGGCAGAUUAAUGUAGUGAAACACCUCCUUAAUCUAGGUGUCGAGAUCGAUGAAAUAAACAUAUAUGGAAAUACUGCUCUUCACAUUGCCUGUUAUAAUGGUCAGGAUUCUGUAGUUAAUGAGCUGAUUGACUAUGGUGCUAAUGUAAACCAGCCUAACAACAGUGGUUUCACCCCCUUGCAUUUUGCUGCUGCUUCCACUCAUGGAGCUCUAUGUCUUGAAUUGUUGGUGAAUAAUGGGGCAGACGUUAAUAUUCAGAGUAAAGAUGGCAAGAGUCCACUGCACAUGACAGCUGUCCAUGGGAGGUUCACACGAUCCCAAACCCUUAUUCAGAAUGGAGGUGAAAUUGACUGUGUUGAUAAGGAUGGUAACACUCCUCUGCAUGUGGCUGCAAGAUAUGGACAUGAGCUUUUGAUUAACACCCUCAUAACCAGCGGAGCGGACACUGCCAAGUGUGGUAUCCACAACAUGUUCCCUUUACACUUAGCAGCACUAAAUGCUCACUCAGACUGCUGCAGGAAAUUGUUGUCAUCAGGCUUUGAUAUAGACACCCCAGAUAGCUUUGGAAGAACGUGCCUCCAUGCUGCUGCUGCAGGAGGUAAUGUUGAAUGUAUAAAACUCUUGCAGAGCAGUGGAGCAGAUUUUAAUAAAAAGGACAAAUGUGGGAGGACACCUUUGCACUAUGCAGCUGCGAAUUGUCAUUUCCACUGUAUCGAGACACUGGUGACCACAGGGGCCAAUAUUAAUGAAACAGAUGACUGGGGACGUACUCCUUUGCACUAUGCUGCUGCUUCAGACAUGGACAGAAAAAGAAAGAAUAUUCUAGGUAACUCCCAUGAAAAUGCUGAAGAACUUGAAAGAGCCAAUGAGAUGAAGGAAAAAGAAGCUGCAUUGUGUCUGGAGUUCUUGCUUCAAAAUGAAGCCAAUCCAUCAAUUCAGGACAAAGAGGGGUACAACACAGUGCACUAUGCUGCUGCUUAUGGCCAUAGGCAGUGUUUGGAAUUGCUGCUGGAAAAAAACAACCAUAUGUUGGAGGAGUCGGACUCAGCAGCUACCAAAAGUCCUUUGCACUUAGCUGCCUAUAAUGGUCAUCAUCAAGCCUUGGAGGUACUUCUCCAAACUUCAGUAGACCUGGAUAUUAAGGAUGAGAGAGGUCGCACUGCCUUGGACUUGGCUGCAUUUAAAGGACACACAGAAUGUGUUGAAGCUCUCCUCAGUCAGGGUGCUUCCAUCACAGUAAAAGAUAAUGUCACCAAAAGAACUCCACUCCAUGCCUCAGUCAUCAACGGUCACACACCAUGCUUACGAUUGUUGCUAGAAGUUGCAGACAACCCGGAUGUGACAGAUGCCAAAGGACAAACCCCACUGAUGCUUGCUGUGGCAUAUGGGCAUAUUGAUGCUGUUUCCUUGUUACUUGAAAAAGAAGCAUCUGUAGAUGUGGCUGAUCUCCUGGGAUGCACAGCUUUACAUCGUGGGAUUAUGACUGGGCAUGAGGAAUGUGUUCAAAUGCUCCUGGAACAAGAAGUAUCUAUUUUAUGUAAGGACUCCAGAGGCAGGACACCUCUGCACUUUGCAGCAGCCCGUGGUCAUGCCACUUGGCUGAGUGAAUUACUGCAGAUGGCACUUUCGGAAGAGGACUGUAGUUGGAAAGAUAAUCAUGGUUAUACACCAUUGCACUGGGCCUGUUAUAAUGGUCAUGAAAACUGCAUAGAGGUACUAUUAGAACAGAAAUCUUUCCGGAAAUUUUAUGGUAAUAACUUCUCUCCAUUGCACUGUGCUGUAAUUAAUGAUCACGAAACCUGUGCAUCACUGCUUAUUGGGGCCAUAGAUGCCAGCAUUGUCAAUUGUAAAGAUGACAAAGGAAGAACUCCACUUCAUGCAGCAGCCUUUGCUGAUCAUGUGGAGUGCCUGCAGCUUCUCUUAAGUCAUAAUGCACAAGUAAAUGCUGCAGAUAAUUCAGGGAAAACACCACUUAUGAUGGCAGCUGAAAAUGGUCAUGCGGGUGCUGUAGAUUUUUUGGUGAACAUUGCCAAGGUGGAUUUGACUACAAAGGAUAAGGACUUGAAUACACCCUUGCACUUGGCUAGCAGUAAAGGUCAUGAAAAAUGUGCCUUGUUAAUACUUGACAAGAUACAAGAACAGAGCCUUAUUAAUGCAAAAAAUAAUGCAUUGCAGACACCUCUCCAUAUUGCUGCACGGAAUGGCUUAAAGCUGGUGGUUGAGGAGUUGCUAGCCAAAGGGGCAUGUGUACUAGCAGUGGAUGAAAAUGGUCAUACGCCAGCCCUGGCUUGUGCUCCUAACAAAGACGUGGCUGACUGCCUGGCACUCAUUUUGGCUACCAUGAUGCCUUUUUCUCCUUCCAGUUCAAUGACGGCUUUCAACUUCGUUUGUUAUAAAAAAGACAAUUUGAGCAGGACACAUCUCUGCGAUGGCUCCAAUAUGGGUAGCAUUAACUCUUACAGUAAACCUUUGAUUAACAAUGUAGGAACAGAGGAAGGGUACAAUGAAAAUGAUUCCGAUUCUGAAACAUUUUGACUUUUUGGUAUUCAAGAGUUUUUAGUUAAUUGCAUUCAGGUUUUUUUUUUCCUUUUUAAAAAGCUUGACUCCCACUGUUAUAUCCUUAAGUAUUAUUACUGACCCAAACUUUCACAGUUAGGGUGUGAAAGGAUUAGUAAAGUUGAUAAUAAUCUAGCCUUUAAUAAAAAGUUUGGGGGUUUUGUUGGAAUGCAUUCACAUUAAUGUUCUGCAGCUUCCAGCUUCAUUGUUUUCUUUAGGCCCCAAGUGCUCCUGUGAAACUUCUACCUCUUAUUUUACAUAGAAAAAGAGAAAAUGCCUUUUUCUUUUUUGACAGCACAAGUGAACAGGGAACUGUUUAUAAACAUAUUCAUAUAUCCUAGCUGUGCAGUUAGUAUACAGGCAUCUUUUGUAGAUUUCAAGAGCACCAACCCUCCCCUUAUUUGUCUGUUUCCUAGUUAUGGAGUCCUGUUGAUUAGAUGAGUUUGUUACACAAACCAAAGGUAAAGUUGUGCAUCUUUUUAAAGUACUGCCUGCAAUUACUUUAUUUAGAAGAAAUUAAACAUUUUACAUUCUGCAUGUAUUAGCACUUCAGUAUACAGGAGGCACUUUUAAAGAACUUAAAGUACACAAUUAGAAGGCUGUUGAUGCAAACUUUCAAAAGCCAAAUCUAUUUGUCCCACUUUCACAGGUAUUUUCCUAUUGAGAUCAGUAGAAUUACUUGUGUAAAGUGAGCACAAUUUGGUCUGUAAUUUGUCUUUUCAAUUCAGCACAAACGUGUAUGGUUUCUUUGCACUACAGAAUUGGGGUCAUUAGGCGUUUCUCUGUCACCUGAGCCAUUAACCACUAAUCAAGUUUCAGGAAAAAAUCAGCAGUAGAUUGAGAUGUAUCCAAAUGUUUGUGAUGAUUUGCCAAUUUUAUAUUGAUUAUUUUCUUCCCUAAAUUUAAACAUCUUGUUUUUACCAUUAUCAGUAUCAGGAUUUUAGAAAAAGAACUUUUGCCAAUAUUUGGAUUAAAAAGAACAGAGCAAAGAUAAACACAAAGCAAGUGAAAGUAUAACACAAAAAGAGGAAACACCAAACACAUGCCAGGAAAAGUAAACUAUGGAAAGGGACUCAUGAUGUACAAGAAAGCCUAUUGACACCAGCUUCUCUAAUCAAUGUCAACAUUGUGAAUAUAUCUGCUCCUUCUGCCAAAGCUUCUAGGUCAAAUGGACCCCGUUCCUCAUCUGGGACAGAAGUACAAAAGGAAGAAUGAGACUUAAAAACAAAAAAUCCUACCAUGAACUAAACCAGCUAUACCAUGAGGACCAAAAUGCUUCAAUAGCUAAAAGGAAGACUUUACUUUUUGCAGAAUGCAAGUGACAGAAUGACGUAGCUUUUUCUAAAUAAUAAAAUGUAAACUUUUUGAGUAAUGAAGAAUCUUGAGUGUAUUUUACAUUUUAUGACGCAGAUUUCUAGUUAACAGUUUGACAUUUGUAACUAAUGACGUGUUGACCACAAUUUAUUUUUUUCCAGACUAGAGAAAAUGUUCAUAUACUUUAAAUGUAAAUGUGUUUAUAUUUAUUUGAAAUGAAACAAAUGCCCAGGAAAAAUUACUAUAGUUUCUUCUUCUUUUUAUUUUUUGUGCAUUUUAUUUGGCAUAAUGUAAAAUGCAAUGUGAAUCCAGGCAAGCCUGAUGUUCUGAGUGGGAAGGAGGAAGGGGUGUGGGGCAAGACCACACAUGCUCAAAACUGACCUCAGAAUCUUGUCCAUCUGCCUGGACAUAAUGUGAAGGUAAAACUCACUGCUCUGUUGGUAAAGGGCAGAGAGUGAAGAUAUGCACUGCACCUCUAAAAAGCACCCUUUAUCAAUAAUAUUGGAGCAUAAAGAUUACUUUCAACAUCUCAUAGGGGAAGUGGGUUGCCACAAUGCAGCUAAGUAUGAAAACAGAAAGAGUGGAGUAUAUUUUAUAUGACCUGGAGCAAAUAGCUUAGUUUAAACAUCCUAUGAUUCCCACUCAGGCGGUCUGCAGGCCUAAAACUAUGCUGGAAGGAUGGGAGAAACCUCCUUAGCAAACACUUUUAGCAGGGUGAAAGGAAAAACAAACAUUUCUGACAGUAUUCCAUACAACCAAUGCCAACAUUUCCUAAAAUCUAUUGAGAUUUUAUUUCUUGAUGAAAGAAAAAUCAUUUUAAAUUAUGUAACUGUUGAAGAGACUUUUUAAAAGCAUAUAUAGUUAUCUAAUACUAUAUACAAUCUAUGAGCAUUAUUUUGCCUUGCUAAAAUGAAAUGUUCCCAUGAAUAUUAUGAAAUAGAAAUUUCCAAACUUUAAAACAAAAGAAAAAAUCUCAAGUGGUACUUAAAAAUUUACAUUUCUUCUAUAUUCCUAUUUAUCUCACAGAGGACAACACAAGCAUCUGAACCACUGGUUUUCCCUCUUACAUUAGUACUGUAUAACUUUUUUAAGAUCAAUUAAAAAGAACCCUUUAAUUAAAAAUUGCUAAAUAGCAAUAACUACCUUACUUAAAGCACUGAAAAUAAGGGGAAAGACCAGCUUUGAAAGGGUGAUGCAUUCUGUGGUGUCUGUUUAGAAGUGGAAUGGAAAUCCCAAAGUUUGCUUUUUGUCAUUUCUAAGUAGAAAGAACACUUAGAAAAAACACAGGACAUAGAGCUCCUUCAUUAAAAGAAAAAGUUCUCUCUACUAUAGAAUAAAAGAGGUUCUAUUAUUCAAAAUAGUCAUCAUUAAAAGGUUGACAUUUGCUAUUAGCUACCAUACAGGGAUAUCUAAGAUAGCAGUAUUUGACAUAUACUUGCAAUAGAAGGUAAUUGCCAUUACUGUGUGGCACAGUACAUGCUGCCUUCUAAGGGUGUAUAUAAAUUAUAGGACUGUGGAUGAUGAUUGAAUUUUUAUCCUUUUAUGGCUUUGCACCAAAACUCAAGUCAAUAGAAAAAACUCCUGCAGAAUAUAACAUGUUGGGCUGACCCUAAUCUGCAAAUAUCUGUAGCAAAAUGUUUUAUUAUCUCUAAUAAGGAUAAAGCAAACUAAACUUGGAUUUUGUCACUGACUAUUAACUGGCAGUACAACUGUAUCAGUCAUUUAAAAUGUACACUAUUCCAAAAAUCAAAGAAACAGGAUUUGCUUUGUUUAAGCUCUGAGGAGCAUUCAGAAAAUAAUAUUUUGAGUAUGGUACCCUUAAAGGAGAAAUGCAUUCUGGGUAAAUUUUCAGUUGUGCUCAGUAUUGGCCUCUCUUCUCAUUGUGGCAUAUCAAAAUACUCUUAUUCGAAUCCCAUUAAGAUAAUUUGUAUUGCAAUUUAUAAGUAGUCUAUAGAAGUAAAUUUAAAACAGAUGUUUAAACACAGAAGCAACUUUGCUCCUGUGAGUGGUUGUUUGCCUUGAUCUUAAUAUGCCUAUUUAUGGGAGGAAAGUGAUUCAGGCAUAAGGUUGCACUUACACUCAGAUCCUGCAAGCUACAAUUUGUGAGCUCUUUCUGCACUGGCACAGAGGACAGGUUCUGUGUCAGUGCAGUAGUCUGUCUCCACAGUUCUACUUGCAGCAUCAGAAUUAUAAUAUGUAUUUUAACUAUAGCUGUAAACAGACUUCAUUUGCAGGUUUCGGUCCUAAGUCUUUCUCUCAAAAUAUAGAAAGUUACAGUCUCUGGUCUGCCUACAAUUGCUGUGAUUCUACAGUGAAAUAACUCAGGGGAUUUCUGUUUAUCACUACUAAAAGGGCACCAUAAUAUGUUUGGUACUUUUAUGCAGUAAACAACUGCCAUAUUUAUUACAGUAUAACCUCAUAAAUCCAGCAUGCUCGGGACCGAGCACCUGCCGAAAAUUUGAAAAUUCCAGAUUUUUGAAACCAGAGCAGCAGCCGGUUGUGGAGCAGGGGGUAGUGGCAGCUGGUCCUGGAGCAGCGGCCGCAUGCGGAGUGGUGACGCAGGGUGGCAGUGGCAGCCACUGUAUACAAGGUUUCCCUUCCCCCUCCGCUGCUCCGGGACUGGCCGCCACUACUCCUUGAUGUGCCAGAUUUUCAAGAAUUCCAGAUUUUUGAUAUCCGGAUUUAUUAGGUUAUACUAUAUUAAAUUAAAACAAGUAAAUAAUGAUGGAUUGUUAUCCAUUGUACUGUUGAGAAACUUGGUUAUGUAUCUGUUGAGAAUGAUUUUAGGAUUUUAUGUGAUUUUUAUUUUUAGUCGUGUAAGAAACUUUUAGAGUGCCUUUUUAUAUUUGUGUAUUCUGGAAAUAUUUUGUGAAACUUGUCUUUUUUUUCCAUUUGAGUGUUAUCGAAGCAAUAUAAUACCAGUAAGUUUUCAUUUCAAACCUUCUUUGAAUGUACAAAGUGGUUUUUUUCUUUUCAAAUGUUCUACCUGCAUUGAAAUGAAAAUGCGCUAAGUUUCUAUAGGUAUUAUGUAUACUUUUGCAGUGCUGAACAUGCUUUCUUAUUACACAAAGUAAACCUUAAGUCAGUGUUAUGGGGAAGGGCGUUUUAAACGGUGACAAUCUGAAAGUGUGUAUAAAACGUAAUUCUAUGCGUUUCUUAUGCAGUGAGCUACAUAUAAAAAGCCAAUAUCUUAAGUUUUGUAGUUCUGUUUUAUAUUUUAUGCUUUAGCAUGUGCAAUAUAUCUUUACAAACGACCGUGAGAUGAUUCUGGUGCCAGUGUUAUAUUUUGCCUAACAUAUUUGUAAUAAACAAUAUAAAAUAUUGUUUGAUGGUUUCAGUGGGGUUUGUCUGUAAUGUUUUCUUAUGUAAACUGGAGUUUAAUGACUUCAGUAAAAUGUCAUGACUGUAUAAAAUGAGUAAAAAGACUUAUUUCAGUGAAUGACUUGGAAUCCAAUCUGAAUCCGCUCAAGCACAGUUUAAUACCUUUUUUCAACUACUGAAUGCUGUGUUGAUGUAAUGUAGUGAUCUAACUGUACACUAUUAUCGAAAUGCAUUCAGAUGGUUAUUUUUACAAAUAAAAUGGUACAAAUAUUGUUGCAAA